Messenger RNA from Monoraphidium neglectum, 1224 nucleotides. Its product is annotated as ABC transporter family protein. NCBI's taxonomy places the organism in Eukaryota, Viridiplantae, Chlorophyta, Chlorophyceae, Sphaeropleales, Selenastraceae. The record is from RefSeq and is a predicted model, not a curated record. Gene Ontology annotation, molecular function: ATP hydrolysis activity; ATP binding; ABC-type transporter activity. Gene Ontology annotation, biological process: transmembrane transport. The transcript is spliced from 11 exons. Bases 1 to 1224 code for a protein of 407 amino acids. Gene Ontology annotation, cellular component: membrane.
AUGAAGGGGCGCUACGAGGCGGCGCAGGAGGAAACCCUGCGCUACGGCAUGCGCUCUGCGGCGCUGGACGGCGCUUUCCUGUCCCUCAACUCGUCCCUUGCCACAGGCUCCAUCAUGGUGGUCCUGUGGUUUGGGGCGCGCCUGGUGCUCGACGGCCGAAUGACGGCGGGGCGCCUCUCUGCAUUUGUGGUGUAUGCGGUGUUCGUGGCUGCCAACGCCGGCUCCCUCAUGGCCGUCUUUUCCCAAGUGAUGCAGGCCCUGGGCGCCAGCGAGCGCGUGUUCCAGCUGCUGGACAGACGGCCCCAGAUGGACACGAGCGGGGAGCUGCGGCCCCUGGGGCCUAUCGAAGGUGGAGAGCUGCGGUUCGAGGGCGUGUGGUUCGCCUACCCCUCCCGGCCGUCCACCUGGGUCCUGAGAGGGGUAGACCUGCACGUCGCACCCGGCAAGAAGGUCGCCCUGGUGGGCCCCAGCGGCGGCGGCAAGAGCACCAUCGUGGCGCUGAUCGAGCGCUUCUACGACCCUUUGAAGGGCGCGGUGACGCUCAACGGCGCCCCUUUGACCGCCAUUGACCACGCGUUCCUGCACCAGCAGAUUGCGCUGGUCAGCCAGGAGCCGGUGCUGUUUGCUGAGUCAAUCUUCGACAACAUUGCCUUUGGCUGCGCGGAGCCACCCACCAUGGCUCAGGUCGUCGCGGCGGCGCGCGUGGCCAACGCGCACGACUUUGUUAGAGCGUUCCCCCAGGGCUACAUGACUGUGGUGGGGGAGCGCGGCGUGCGGCUGUCUGGCGGCCAGAAGCAGCGCGUGGCGAUAGCCCGGGCCGUCAUCAUGAACCCGAGGCUGCUGCUGCUGGACGAGGCCACCAGCGCUCUGGACGCCGAGAGCGAGCACCUGGUGCAGGAGGCCUUGGAGCGGGUGGCAAGCGGCCGCACGGUCGUCGUCAUCGCGCACCGCCUGUCGACCGUCACGACGUCCGACGAGGUGGUGGUCAUUCAGGACGGACUGGUCGUGGAGAGGGGCACCCACGACGCGCUGCUCGCGUCCGGCGGCGCGUUCGCAGCCCUGGUCCGGCGCCAGCUGCUCGGCGGCGGUGGCGGCGGCAUGCCCGCGGCGGCGGCGGCGGACGGCAGCACUGGCAGCGGCGAUGCGGCGGGCGGCGGCGGCGGCGCCAUGGACGGCGAAGUGCGGGAGGCCCCGGGGCCGGGCAGGCUCGACGAGCUCAAUUGA